GCUUCUAUUCCACUGUGUGCACUGUCCAGUGCCUGCAGUGUCCAGCAGGAAGUUACUGUCCAGAUAGUGGGAUGUCACAGCCGCUCCCCUGUCCUCCUACUUGGUCUUCCACACCUGGGCAGACUUAUUGCCGUAGCUGUAAUGAUACGUCGUUGCUGUGUGGGGGAGCUGUGGCCCCCCGCUGGAGCCAGCAUGUCCACAGAUCCGGUCAAACGAUCACCUGUCGACCAGGAACAUACAAAGACACGAGGGAAGAGUUAGAAUGUGUGGUGUGUCCAAUAGCUCAUUACUGUGUGGGAGGUGUAGCUGUACCCUGUCCUGCAGGGACUUAUGGUCCAAAAGAAGGUUUGCAGAGGCUGAGAGACUGCACAAUCUGUCCUGCAGGGUUUUACUGUCUGGAAGGCAGCUCACUGAGACCCACCUCCCAGUUCCUGUGCCCACAGGGCUAUUACUGUGAAGAGGGCACUGCCACCCAUCAUGGGUCACCUUGCCCUGCUGGUACAGUAGGGGAACAACUGGGUCAGACAAGUAGGGCAGCCUGCAAGAGAUGUAGAGAAGGACGCUUCUGUCCUGCAGGCUCAUCGGGUCCUGGCUUGCCCUGUGCUCGGGGGAGAUACUGUCCUGCUGGCACCUUAGAAGAAGUGAUAUGUCCUCGAGGCACCUUCACCCCUCAUCAAGGAGCAAUAAGUGUGAAGGACUGUCUUAAAUGCCCGGCAGGUUUUUACUGUCCCGAGGGGAGAAGCGACCCUGUGCCCUGUCCACCGGGCUCCUUUAACCCCUUAGAGGGUCAGGAUGAGUUGGCUGAUUGUAGGGAGUGCUAUGCAGGGAAGGCCUGCACACAGGUAGCUCUGAGAGCCCCCGAUGUGGACUGCAUGCAAGGGUUUGUGUGUCCCCCUGGUUCUUCCAAACUCAAUGCGCCGACCAAUGCCUGCCCACCAGGGACACUGAGCAAUCGCACUGACCUCACUGACCGCUCGCAGUGUCAGCAGUGCCCAGCACGAUAUGCCUGUCUUCGAGGGACUGCAUAUGGCACCCAGUUUCCUUGCCCUGCAGGCACCUACAGCAUCCAAAUGGGGAACAGAUACAGAGAAGACUGCCUGAUUUGUCCUGAAGGCUCUUUCUGUCAAAAGGGCACCUCCAAACCUUCACCCUGCCCAGCCUCCACAUUUCGCCAUCUGAAAGGAGGUCGGAGGCUAGAGGACUGCUCUGCUUGCCCUGCUGGCUAUUUUUGUCCCCACUCAGCCACUGUCAACCCCAGAGUGUGUGGAACUGGCAGCUACUCUGACGAGGGCUCUGUGGAGUGUUCUCCGUGCCUGCAGGGCCACUACUGCAGUAAUGAGACCACUAGUGAGGAAGCCAUGUUAAGCGUCAUGGUGUGCCCCCCAGGCUUUCUCUGCUCUCAAGGUUUGGCACGAGACCCCCAGCGCUCAGCCACCCUCUGUCCUCGAGGUUUCUACUGCCUUGGAGGAGGCAUUGAUCCUAACCCCAUUCCUUGCCCCAAUGGUACCUACAGUGAAUCUCCUGGUUUGCGUGAUGCCAGCGAGUGUGUCCAGUGUCCAGAGGGGAAGUACUGUUACUCCCAGCAGCCUAUUACAAGGUGA
Perca flavescens (yellow perch) is the source of this 1601-nucleotide messenger RNA. Its product is annotated as multiple epidermal growth factor-like domains protein 6. The transcript has 12 exons. Lineage: Eukaryota; Metazoa; Chordata; Actinopteri; Perciformes; Percidae. Bases 72 to 1601 code for a protein of 509 amino acids. The record is from RefSeq and is a predicted model, not a curated record.